Molecule: messenger RNA, 1479 nt
Organism: Cannabis sativa
Lineage: Eukaryota; Viridiplantae; Streptophyta; Magnoliopsida; Rosales; Cannabaceae
Exons: 5
Coding region: 1-1479 (492 amino acids)
Biological process (GO): proteolysis
Molecular function (GO): nucleic acid binding; zinc ion binding; aspartic-type endopeptidase activity
Source: RefSeq, a predicted model, not a curated record
AUGGCCAUUAAAUGUGUUACUGUACAGGGAUGGGAAGAGCGCAUUGCCGCACUGGAAGGAAUCAUUCAUAGGCAGGAUGAAGAACUUCGUCAGCUGAGACGUCAACCGGAGCCGCCAGUCCAAAUAAGGCAAGAUGCAGAAAAUAGAGACCCACCAGCUGCAGUGGUAUAUCCUGCUACAGAGGCUAGACAUGAGUUGUUAGCAGAGAGAUUUCGGAAACAACACCCACCUGAGUUUGAGGGAGGCAUAGACCCGGUAGUGGCUGAGGAGUGGAUAAGUUGCAUAGAAAGCAUUUUGCAGAUGCUAAGGGUGGAUGGGAAUGACCGAGUGAAGUGUGCAUCUUACAUGCUGAGGAAAGAUGCUCUUCUAGCAGCAAAGGUCGAUGAAUUUACUGGGUUAGUCCAAGGGAGUCUUACUGUGACUGAGUAUGCACAAAAAUUUGAUAGAUUGGCGAAAUUUGCUCCAGAUCUGGUACCUACUGAUAGAGUGCGAGCACAUCGAUUUGUGGAAGGCACCGAAACCAAUGGUUGCUCGAGAUGUGGAAAUUGUGUCAAGGGGUCAAUCGGCUAUGCUCAAGUUGUCGAAAUGGCUCUUACGGCUGAGCGGAGUGAAAACAAAAUUUGGAAGGAAAAUGCUGCCAGGAGAGAAUCUAAGAAAGGUGGAGCCAAUUCUAAUGACCACAAGAAACGGGGACAGGACCAGUCCGGGCAGCCAAGUCAAGACAAGAGGUACAAAAGUGAUAACAACCAACGAUUUAAUGGCAGCAGUGGGCGAAACAUUCCAGAAUGCCCUAAAUGUACCAAACGUCAUCUCGGUGAGUGUCGCGCAAAAGCAUGCUACAAAAGUGGAAAAGAAGGACACAUCAAACGCAAUUGCCCACUGUGGGGACAGACUGGGAAUAGAGCAGAACCCAAGAAAGAUGACAAGUAUGUUCCAGCCAGAGUUUUUGCCAUCACUCAAGCAGAAGCUGAGGCCAGUCCUUCGGUUGUAUCAGGUCAGAUUCCUAUGGCCAACACCACUUGUAAAGUUUUGUUUGAUUCUGGUGCAACUCAUUCCUUUAUUGCUAGCACAAUUGUAAAUCAUAUAAAUGCACCGAGUGAAUUAUUUACUGUGGGGUUUGGGACCAUGUUACCAUCUGGGAAGGUUGUAAUCUCUAGAAGUUGGCUUAGGGAUUUAUUUGAUUUUGAUGUAAUCUUGGGCAUGGAUUUUCUUACCAAAUAUGGAGCAUCAAUUGACUGCAAGCAAAAGAAAGUUGUUUUCACACCAGAAGAUGGAGAGACUUUCGAGUUCAGGGGGGUAGGAAAGAAACCCCGCACUCCUAUUAUUUCGGCAAUGAAGGCUGGGCAACUAUUGCAGCGUGGGUGCUUAGGGAGUUACCCGGGUUACCACCACACGAGAGAAAUCGAAUUUGUGAUAGAAUUAGUGCCGGAACGACACCGGUUUCCCGCGCACCAUAUAGGAUGGCACCAUCGGAAUUGA